CCGCCGCCGCCGCCGCCGCCGCCGCCGCCGUCCGCCCGCCCGUCCCGCUCCUCCGGCCGCCGCCGCUGCGCUGCGCUGCGCUGCCUGCGCCCAGGGCUCGGGAGGGGGCCGCGGAGGAGCCGCCCCCCGCGCCCGGCCCCCGCCCGCCGCGCCCGGGCCCGCGCCAUGGGGCUCUGGCUGCCACCGCCCCCCGCGCCCCCAGGCUAGGGCAAUGCGGGCGCCCCCGGCUCGCGGUCCCCGCGGGCACCAUGAGCCCCCUGCUCCGCCGCCUGCUGCUCGCCGCGCUCCUGCAGCUGGCCCCCGCCCAGGCCCCCAUGUCCCAGCAGGAUGCCCCUGGCCACCAGAAGAAAGUGGUGUCAUGGAUAGACGUGUAUGCCCGUGCCACCUGCCAGCCAAGGGAGGUGGUGGUACCUCUGACUAUGGAGCUCAUGGGCACUGUGGCCAAACAGUUGGUGCCCAGCUGUGUGACUGUGCAGCGCUGUGGUGGCUGCUGCCCUGACGACGGCCUGGAGUGCGUACCCACUGGGCAGCACCAAGUCCGAAUGCAGAUUCUCAUGAUCCGGUACCCAAGCAGUCAGCUGGGGGAGAUGUCCCUGGAAGAGCACAGCCAAUGUGAAUGCAGACCAAAAAAAAAAGAGAGUGCUGUGAAGCCUGACAGGGUUGCCACUGCCCACCACCGUCCCCAGCCCCGCUCUGUUCCGGGCUGGGACUCUGCCCCUGGAGCACCCUCCCCAGUUGACAUCACCCAUCCCACUCCAGCCCCAGGACCGUCUGUCCACGCUGCACCCAGCGCCGCCAGCGCCCUGACCCCCGGACCUGCCGCUGCCGCUGCCGACGCCGCAGCUUCCUCCGUUGCCAAGGGCGGGGCUUAGAGCUCAACCCAGACACCUGCAGGUGCCGGAAGCUGCGAAGGUGACACAUUGCUGUUUAGACUCAGCAGCAGGGCCACUUGCCUCACAGGCUGCACCCCCAGAGAAGAUUGGGGAUCCCGGGGAGAAUGGCCAAGCCCCAAGAUCUCCACCUGAACUUUAAGAGGGCUCUCUUGCCUUCCUUUUCUCCCGAGGCUGCCAGCUAUCAGAGUUGAAAAGGAGGCGUGACAGCACAAGGGGUCAUGGCCCAGUUUAGGGGGGAUGGGUUUUUAACCAACCUGUGCAUGUAAGCUUCUUACAACUGGCUCCUGGCUCCUCUCACUACAAAGACCCCAAAGCUCUGCAGAUUUGGUAUGAAAACUGUGACCCCCUAACUCUGAUAAAACAGAUGGAAGGAACUGUCCCCGCUUGUGUCAUUGUUUGCUACUAUCCUGACUGGCUAGUUUGGGCAGGAGUGUCUACGUCACUGCCCACUAGACCUGGGCGCAUGGAGGAGAUGGGGCCUCAGCCUCCGCAGC
This is a messenger RNA of Castor canadensis (American beaver), 1387 nucleotides long. It is a transcript of the gene Vegfb, whose product is annotated as vascular endothelial growth factor B. The record is from RefSeq and is a predicted model, not a curated record. Gene Ontology annotation, cellular component: membrane. Gene Ontology annotation, molecular function: chemoattractant activity; heparin binding; growth factor activity. NCBI's taxonomy places the organism in Eukaryota, Metazoa, Chordata, Mammalia, Rodentia, Castoridae. Gene Ontology annotation, biological process: induction of positive chemotaxis; positive regulation of mast cell chemotaxis; vascular endothelial growth factor signaling pathway.